Labeo rohita (rohu) is the source of this 3064-nucleotide messenger RNA. It is a transcript of the gene hinfp, whose product is annotated as histone H4 transcription factor. The coding region runs from base 267 to 1739 and encodes 490 amino acids. The record is from RefSeq and is a predicted model, not a curated record. Gene Ontology annotation, molecular function: RNA polymerase II cis-regulatory region sequence-specific DNA binding; DNA-binding transcription factor activity, RNA polymerase II-specific. Gene Ontology annotation, biological process: regulation of transcription by RNA polymerase II; anatomical structure development. The transcript is spliced from 10 exons. NCBI's taxonomy places the organism in Eukaryota, Metazoa, Chordata, Actinopteri, Cypriniformes, Cyprinidae.
GUAAUGUUUUUAAAUAGUUCUAGACUCAUUCCCUCACAGUAUGUUCUUGAAUGAAAACUCAUUCAAUUUUUCUCAGCCGAAGCGAUUAAAAAGACGCUAGUCAACAAAAUGGAGGCAGAAUGUUAACUUACCUUUUUGUUUUGCUAACCUGCUAUGGCUCAUGCUAGCUUUACAACUUUGAUUUAAUAAAACUACUAGUUCUACGAAGUUGUUCUAUGUUGCAGAAGACUUGAGGACCACACGUUGUGCUUUAUAUUCAGCGCUGCAUGAUGCCCCCGUCGGGUAAACGCGCCCUGCGCAGAGAGGAGCUGCAGUUGGAGCUGGCGUGUGAGUGGGGUUCGUGUCAGGAGACGUUUGACAGGAUGCAGGAGUUCUGCCAGCAUGUGGAGAAACAUUAUAAAGCCACAGUGGACAGUGAGACAGAAUUGCCAGAAGAGGAGCAUAACUGUCUGUGGAGAGACUGUGGCUUCUGCUCAGUGGAGGGAAAUGCAGAGCUUCUCAGACACCUGUUCUUCCAUUGCUACCACACCAAGUUGAAGCAGUGGGGUCUUGCUAUACUCAAGGGCCACAGUGACAUGGGUGCAUGUUCGGUGGGCCUCCAUAACCGCAACAUUGUGCCUGAGGUCCAAGAGAACUUCCUUUGCCUUUGGGAGCACUGUGAGAUGUCUAUGGAUAAUCCAGAGUGGUUCUACAGACAUGUGGAGAUGCAUGCCCACUGUCUUGAGGCUAAUGAAGAGAAUGUGUUGUUCUGUGGCUGGAAAGACUGUGAGGCCUCUUUCAAGGGCAGGUUUAAGUUGCGAGAGCACAUGCGUAGUCACACACAGGAAAAACUGGUGGCAUGUCCGACCUGUGGAGGAAUGUUCGCCAACAACACAAAGUUUUUUGACCACAUUCGACGACAAACCUCUAUAGAAGGUCAAAGAUUUCAAUGUUCUCACUGCUCUAAACGGUUUGCCACUGAGAGGCUGCUGAGAGACCAUAUGAGGAACCAUGUCAACCAUUAUAAAUGUCCACUUUGUGAUAUGACCUGUCCAUCACCAUCCUCGCUGAGAAACCACAUCAAAUUUCGUCAUUCCAACGAGAAGCCUUACAGCUGUGACUACUGCGAGUACAGCUGUAAAAACCUGAUAGACCUGCGAAAGCAUUUAGACACACACAGCAGUGAGCCAGCGUAUCGAUGUGACUUCGCUGAUUGUGACUACUCCACCCGCUCGCUUUACUCAAUCAAGAACCACUACAAACGUGUUCAUGAGGGAGAUUACACUCCUCGAUACAAGUGUCAUGUAUGUGAGCAGUGCUUCACCCGGGGGAACAACCUCACCGCACACUUACGCAAGAAACAUCAGUUCAAAUGGCCUUCAGGACACCCGAGAUUUAGGUAUAAAGAGCAUGAAGAUGGGUUUAUGCGCCUGCAGCUGAUCCGCUAUGAGAGCGUCGAGCUAACAGAGCAGCUGAUGCGGGAGCGGCAGGGCGAGGGGGACAGCAGUGAGUCCAGCCAGCAGAACGUCCAGCCUGGUGAAGAACUGGAGGAAACGGUGCCCAUCGGCAUUAUGGGUGGAAAUAUAGAGGCAGUAAUAAGAAAGGACGGAGUUGAUGUCUGUAGGACACAGGAAAAUACAGAAAGUGUGUUCUUGGUAUUGACAUCCGGCACCUCCUCAGAAACGGACUCUACAAGGGAGGGGGCCGUAAUGCGUCAGUUACAGGACACUGCCCAGCACCUGGGCAUGGAGGUGGUUUAACUGCACCUCUGAUUACUGGAACGCCCUGAGACUGCUGUAUCAGACAAUAGAAAGGUACAUUAGGACAUUCCAAUUAACUCUGUUACAAAACGUACUAUGAGACUAACAGGGGACCAAAACAGGAAUAGAGUGUGUUUGAGGAUUCAGUCAUCAAAAACCUCUUGAACACCGCACUGAACAGAACAGAUCAAGCUGUAUCACAAGUGAGUUUGUGCUUGUGAGGAUGUGCUUAAACAGAUAGUUUGCUCAAAAAAGUACAGUUGUUGUAAUAGUUUACUCACCCUCAUGUCUUUCUUACCCCAUGUUGUUUUGUCACAAAAUGACAUGUCAAGUAGAGUGUGAGUUGACUUUUUUCAAUCAAGAAAAAUGAAUCAUUUAUACUCUGUAAAAAGUUUUUACUAGUUUCAACUUAAGAACUUAAGUUUAGCAGCUGCCUUAAAAUUUUAAGUUAGAUCAACUUAAAAGUGCAAGUCAUUUAAACUUAUUUUAUUGUAGUGAGUUGAAAUGACUUGUACUUUUAAGUUGAUUUAACUUAAAAUUUUAAGGCAGCUGCCGAACUAAAGUUUUUAAGUUGAAACUGGAGACGAUUUUUACAGUAUACCGCCAAGCUCUAAAAUGGACAAAAAACACCAUGAAAGUAUAUUAAAUGUUUAUAUAAGUGUUUUUUUUCUCCGUUUGGAGCUUGGAAAAAUAAGACUGUUUCCUUGUAGGGAAAACACACAUGCACACACCUUCAAGAUCUCUUAUUGUGUUUCUUAAAAGAAGGACACUGCAGGGUUGGAACAAUAUAAUUAAAUGAUGCAAUUUUUUAUGGGCUGAACUAUCCCUUUAAAUUUGACUGUUUGUGUAUGAGUGAGUGAGCGAGAGAGAGAGAGAAUGGAAAUGUUUAAUCCUACUGAACAGUUUAAUCAGCUUUCUUUGACUCUCCAGGUAAGGAAGAUGGACAGAUCUCUGUGGAGAACUCUUUACAGUUUAUAGUUUUACACAGUGUGCUUCGUUUUAAGGUUGAAUUGGAAGUACUUCUGAACUCUAAACUGACUACCAUUCCUGUUUAAUUUAUUUUUCAUCUUUUUUUAUUGAGAUCAGUUCUGUUGUGCAGAAAGACCCAUUCUGGCAGAAACUUCCAGUUCCUUAGUAAAAAGUAGUUCAAAUUAAUAUUUGUUUAUUUUUUAAAGUAGGUUUGUUUUUUUAAUAAGAUACACCUUUUUGUUAGGACUUGUAUUUGCCAUUGAAUCGUCAUAACCUAAUUUAGAAGAAAGAAUUCAUUUAGGGGAAACUGACUAUAUUAAAUGACAAAUUUAUUUUAAAUAAACAAUGGCAGUUAU